Messenger RNA from Cuscuta europaea, 2765 nucleotides. The record is from the annotation of a GenBank genome assembly. Lineage: Eukaryota; Viridiplantae; Streptophyta; Magnoliopsida; Solanales; Convolvulaceae.
UCAUCUCAGCAUACCGAAUGUGAUCUCUCAUUCAAAGAUGCAGAUCGUAUCAAAUCCCAUGAAUGUUGAAGCAUUUGAGGUUUCAAACCAUUCCAAACGGAGAGAGACAAGGAGAGGUUUACCAUGAUAAAAGGCAUGGAGGUGACAGCGGAUCCUGGGCCGAAUGAUCGUUCUGUCCUGACAUUGCAAGCCUCGCACAGGAGUGAGGAUGUUUGGCUUGGCCUCGAUGUUCAGGUGGAUAGGUGCCGCGAGCACCUGCGGGGUUUGUCGCAUAUGCACGUGGACGACAGAGUACUUGCAUAUGUUCGUGCUGCGGGUUUUUAUGGUCUGCACAGAUUGGUGACUACUGUCCCUCUCGAUAGAGCGCUACUCACUGCUCUUCUUGAGCAUUGGAGGCAGGAGACACACACAUUUCACCUCCCUGUUGGUGAGGUGACAGUGACCUUGGUAGAUGUUGCUGUACCAUAGUUACAUAAAUCGCUGAAGACCCUGUGAUCUGCAUUUCGAACGAUCCGUACCCAAUUGCGAUUCGAAAGCGUUCCAAACGCUACAGGGAUCGCUUUCCGAUACGGUUCCCAGGUCGUUCCCAAUCGCUUAAGAAUGUGUUCGCAUCUGCCCUCCAUGUCGUUCGCAAAUGGUCUCCAGGUCGUUCACAACUGGUCUCCAGGCCGUUCUCAAACGCUAUCAACAAUCACCGUUUCCUUUUCUUUUUCUGCUCUAGGUCAUCAACGGGGUCGAACCAGAGUACCAAACUCUUUUUAUUCCUACGCCACUUACUCUUCCCAUUGUCGCCUAUUUAAUGGAGUGAAAUUCAUUUUUCUGUUUUAAACUUUUAAUUAAUGUUUCUGUGUUUUCAAUUGAGUCUAGAGUUUCUACGUGGCACAAUUUUAAUGUUAUUUAUUUUGUUUAAUUCUAUGAAAUCAUGUUAUGAAAUCUGUUUUUAUUUAAUUUUAUGAAAUCUUUAAUUCAAUUUUAUUAUAGUACCAAAACUUAAGGUACAUCGUACUAAACGCGUACCGAACGCGUACCGAAAUGAACCUACCCCCCUCCGAAUCGGAUACGCUAGAUCUAGCGAACCGCGUUCCCGUUCCUCGUUCCCGUAUCGAACUGUACCACGAACCAUGUGACUAUGUGUCGUACUUACUGGGCUACAGGUUGACGGGAGAGCUGUUACAGGCACUGCUUGUCGACAGUGGGUAGAUGAGUGUGAGUAGUUGUUAGGUGUCCGCCCCCUUCUUCGGACUAGCCUUCAGGGGUCAUCCCUGAGGAUGUCAUGGUUAAGGGAGCACUUCCAGGUGCUUCAUUUGGACGCUGAUGAGGUGAUGAUCCAGCAACAUGCGCAGGCAUAUAUGUUGAUGAUGAUGGGAGCCUCCAUUUUCGCUGACAAGAGCGGAAAUGAGAUUUAGGUGCUGCACUUGCCUAUGCUAGAGAGGUUUGAUGUAGGAGCACAGUUCAGCUGGGGUAGUGUCAUGCUGGCUUAUCUCUACAAACAACUGUGUCGCGGCUGCCAUAGAGGGAGCAUAGAGCUUGGAGGAUUUUUGCUACUCCUCAAGAUUUGGUCAUGGGAGUAUAUCCACAUUGGGCAUCCCCUUUGAGUCGCAUAUCAUGGCAUUGAUGGACACCCACUCCCUGAUGAGCCUCCACGUCUUCUGGGACCACAUCAUGUACGGGGCGAGGACCCUCUAAGUCGUCAAUGGCUAUUUGUUGGUCUAAGUCGCAUGUCAUCCGCUACUGGGCUCGGUGUCUACAGGGAUGCAUUUGAUCGGAUGUCUGAGGAUCAGAUUACAUGGAUGCCGUAUACAGCUGAGAUGUUUGCAGAGUUGCCCCCAACUGGAAGAGAGCAUAGUCACAUAUGGCGAGCACGUGUGCCAUUGAUAUGUUUUGACAUUGUUGGGCUUCAUUUGCCUGAUCCAGUCUUGCGAUAGUUUGGGUUUGAGCAGGUCAUUCCACGGCCUAUCGACACUUAUGUAGAGCUUCAUAGGUUGGAUAGGCGUGGGAAGCAUACGGAGGAUUGGGCACUCAGACAUGUCCGAUACGUCGCUCUGUGGGACAGGCGAGCUGAGCUAGUUGUGACUGGGACACCGACAUUUGUCCCAUCUGUUUCAGGAGACUACAUGGGAUGGUAUUACAGCAUCACUCGUUUCUUUGUGUCUCCUUCGUUCAGACUCCCUACUCAUCGUUAUCAGCCUAGCUCCUUGGCUUUGCAUCUUACGACACGAGCUUUGUAGCGUAUACAUCAGCGGGCUACUGCCACAGUGAGUGAUACUCAUGAUGUGGACAUGUAUGGACAAACUCUGACAGGCAUUGUCUCCUUGUGUUCAGAUGUGUUGAGGCGAUUCGACUACGGCCAUCUUAUACACAUGCCCCCAUCUCAGGAGAUGCAAUCGACGUCUAGCGCAGCGGCGGCUUCAUCAUCCCAGACGUAGCAUGAGAGAGUGGUUCUUCAACCACGACCACGACAUAGGCGUAGACAUCAGCAGCAACAUCUCCAUGACCACGAUGAUCAAGAUGACCAUGAGAACUUGUAGUUUGCCUUUUGUAUUGCAGUUUUUCUUGUACAGUAGAUGUUGUAGGAACAAUUUACAACAUUUUACGUAUUUUCUCUUCUAAACUCUUGUAUGUUGUCUUGAUGUGUUCGAGUAUGAAUAUUAGAUGAUUACUUGUUAUGAAUAUUGGAUGAUUGUACUGUGUUUACCGGUUAUGAAUCUAAGGUUUUGUAUUCGAUUUGUAAAGGGUCUUUACAGGGUGUUUUGUAUGUUGUUGAG